GCCAUAUAUUUCUACAAUUUAUUCCCGCCAAAUUUCUGUACUUGAUGCCAACAAGUGGUGAAACAGAGCAGUACUGACAAGCGGCAGUUGGGGAUGGUUUACUGCAGUUUGUUUGUGCUCCAUUUAAUAUUAAUAAGGUAUUUUUGACUAAACAAAUCCAUCAAAAUGUACGUUAAAGUAAGAACAAUGGAUGGUAAACAGGAGGCGAUAAUAACUAUCUCCAAAUUAACGGAGGUAGAAGACUUUAAGGAUGAAAUUGAGAAAGAAUUACAUAUAAAAAAAGAUCUACAGAGAUUAUUUUUUAGAGGCAAACAAUUAGAAAAUGGUUAUAAACUGUACGAUUACAAUGUCAACUUAAAUGAUGUAAUUCAAUUAAUGGUGAGAAUACAAAUGGAUGAUAUACAAAGUAUAGCUACAUCUAGUAACAGUCUUAGCAGUAGUUCUGAUUCUGAAAAAGAAGUUAUAAAUAAUUCUAUCGAAGAUGAAAAGCUGGAUGAAGCUGAAAGCUUAUAUUAUAAAUCUGGAGAUGCUAUAGACUGCCUUGAUCAAACUUAUGGAGCUUGGUUUGAGGCUAUAAUAUUGAAAAUAUUUAAAAAGGAUGAUAAGCUUCUUUAUAACCUACGUUGGGAAUUUGAUGACAAAGCUCCACCUUUUAAUGUACCUGAGUCAUCUAUAAGACCACGUGCAAGCAAGCUUAUACAAUUUGAUAAAUUAAAAAUAGGUCAAAAAGUAAUGAUUAAUCAUAAUGUUGAUGAUCCCAAAGAAACUGGAUUAUGGUAUGACUUUACAGUAUUAAAAAUAGAUAAGAAAAGGAGGGUACAGGAGCUUGUUGGAACAUUGCACAUUGGAAGAGAUCAACUGCUUGAAAAUCGUAAAGUAAAUCCUAAAGGUGAGAUUUUUGCAAUUGAAGAACCGAAACUUCUUAAAGAUAGAACUGAGAAUGAUGAACAGCGCAUGGCUAGUAAUGGUAAACGAAGACGAGUACAAGCUAAUUGCAAUGCAUGUUUAGACGAUCCUCAUAAGAAAUGCAAAGAAUGUGGUUGUAGAAUCUGUGCUGGAAAGGAAGAUGAACACAAUCUUUUGCUGUGCGAUGAAUGUAAUUUUGCAUACCACUUACGAUGUUUGAAUCCUCCCUUAACAUCUAUACCAGAAGAAGAUUAUUGGUAUUGUCCAGAAUGUAAAAACGAUGAGAACGAGAUUGUAAAGGCAGGUGAUAAGUUAAAGCAAACAAAAAAGAAGACGAACGAAAACACGAAUAGUAAACGAGAUUGGGGUAAAGGAAUGGCAUGUGUAGGAAGAACAAAAGAAUGCAGUAUCGUUCCACCCAAUCAUCGUGGACCCAUUCCAGGUGUAGAAGUUGGAAUGUGCUGGAUGUACAGAGUGCAGGUAUCUGAAGUUGGAGUGCAUAGACCACAUAUAGCUGGAAUUCAUGGAAGAGAAACAGAUUGUGCAUAUUCUAUUGUAUUAUCUGGGGGCUACGAGGAUGAUAUUGACAAUGGUGAUGAAUUUAUGUACACUGGUUCCGGAGGAAGAGAUUUGUCAGGAAAUAAAAGGACAGCCGAGCAAAGCUGUGAUCAAACAUUGACUAGAAUGAAUAAAGCAUUGGCGGUAAAUUGCAAUGCGAAACUUAAUGCAACUGUUGGUGCUACAGCCGAAGAUUGGAGAGGUGGUAUACCUGUAAGGGUAGUAAGAAACUUUAAGCUUGCUAAAUAUAGUAAAUAUGCGCCAGAAGAAGGCAAUAGGUACGAUGGUAUAUACAAGGUAGUCAAAUAUUAUCCGGAUACAGGUAAGAGCGGUUUUCGUGUAUGGAGGUAUUUAUUAAGAAGAGACGACCCUGCUCCUGCGCCUUGGACAAAAGAGGGUAAAGAACGAAUAUCCGCUCUUGGUUUGAAACCAAUGUAUCCGGAUGGAUAUUUAGAAGCAAUGGCAAAAAAUAAAACAAACAAGAAAAGAAAUAUGUCGGCGAAAGUAGAAAAGUCUUCUAGCUCAAAGAGCGAAGAACCGCCAAAGAAAAAACAGAAGCGUGAAACUUACGAAUUAGAAAUUGAAAUUGUAAAAUUUAUCGAAGAAGAUCAAACAAAUACAAAAUUAUGGGACGAAUGUCGUCUUACUUUAGCAGGCGGUAAAGCCGCAUUUUUACAACAGGUUUCAGAGAGAUUUACGUGUCCCUGUUGUUUGGAACUCGUUUAUAAUCCUGUUACAGUACCAUGUACACAUAAUAUUUGUCAUACUUGUUUAAAACGUAGCGUCUCAUCGGGUGUACAUUAUUGUCCAUCAUGUCGUUUCCAAUUAGACAAAAAUUAUAAGAUGGAAAUUAACAAUUCUUUAUCAUCUGCUCUGUUAUUACUUUAUCCUGGAUACGAGGGUGGAAGAUAACAUUAACUUUUAUAACGUAAUAAUUAUCUUCCAGGAAUUAACUAGUACACACUUGGACUGUAUUACAUAAUAUUUUUAGGUACAAUUCAUAUUUCAGUAAAUGGACUACUGGAAUACAAUAGAUUUGUUACAGUAUAUACAUAUAUAUGUAACAAAAAUAUAGGGUGGAUAAUAUAUUGUAGUAAAUUCUCUUUAUUUAGAGGUUUGUUAACAAGUUUCAUUACGAUAACAAUAAUUAAUGUUAUAUCGAUACGUUAUUUAGAAUCG
Messenger RNA from Osmia bicornis bicornis, 2643 nucleotides. RefSeq names its product E3 ubiquitin-protein ligase UHRF1-like (gene UHRF1). Gene Ontology annotation, molecular function: metal ion binding; ubiquitin protein ligase activity; protein binding. Gene Ontology annotation, biological process: negative regulation of gene expression via chromosomal CpG island methylation; protein ubiquitination. The transcript has 8 exons. Bases 166 to 2376 code for a protein of 736 amino acids. The record is from RefSeq and is a predicted model, not a curated record. NCBI's taxonomy places the organism in Eukaryota, Metazoa, Arthropoda, Insecta, Hymenoptera, Megachilidae.